AUGGACUUCAACGUUAUACAGAAUAAGGAAGAACUGCGUAGACACGUUAUUAGUGAAUUAAAAUCGUUGGGCAUUAAAUGCUUUAAGGAAAAAUACAAAACUUCGCAAAACAAAGUAUGCGACUCCAAACGUAUUUUUCGGACACCGCUUCACCUCCUAGAGUUGUGUGAUGUUAUUCUCGCAAAUGGAAGUGUUGUUCAAAUUCCCAAAUUUGUUGCCGAUGCAACUAAUCGUAUAUUGGAGCAAGUUGAAACUGAAGGUAUAUUUAGGAAAGCUGGGUCGACCUUACGGCAAAAAGAAAUUCGGGUCAUCUUGGAGAAUGGUAUGCCGCUUGGCAGAACACAUCAUGUUAUAGACGUCGCAAAUGUCAUCAAAUAUUUUUUUCGAGAACUUCCUGAACCUUUAAUACCGACAUUUAUACAAGAGACAAUGUUACGUGCUUUGAUAAUUGGCGAAAACAAUGAAAAGGCUAUAAUGUUAGCUUGCCUUCUUCUACCAACUCUUACGAUAAACACUUUAAGGUUUUUCAUGCAGUUUCUAUACACAGUUUCCCUAAGCCAGUCUGUCAACAAGAUGUCUACUGAAAAUUUGGCUAUUAUACUUACACCGGGGCUAAUGCCAUUUGGAGAUAUAAAUAGUCGUCGUUUUAUAAAUCACCUUAAAGUGGUUCAAAUUCUAAUUGAAAAUGCUAAUUCAAUUGGUAUAGUUCCCUUACAUAUAUCGAACAAACUACAAAUAAAUACAAACCCUGAAUUUGAAAUUGCAUCUUGUACAUCAUCUGCAAAUUCGAUUGUCAACCUUCCAAAUAGUAAGAAAAAGCAGAAGAGACGCAGCGGUUCGUUAACACACAUGUUCAAUGGUUUUAAAAAAAUGGUCGGUUCCACUAUCGGAAGCACAGAAGAAUUGGACAGGAAAGUACAAAAGACUACUAAUGCCGAUCCAGAAAUUCAUAUAUCCGACGCCAUUAUUAUUCCAAGCACACCUUGCAGUAAGUCAAGGAAAAAACGAAAAUUUCCUGAACCAAUGAGUGCGUUUAGCCUGAAAAAGAAGAGAGAUUUGUUGGCUCUUCUUCCAAACAAUAGUGGUGGGUUUUUGCCGAAUACUCCUUUAACAAGGAAGUCUACAAAGCACCGCACGAGCUUAAGCCAUGAUCAAAAGAAUGUAGAUUCAAACCAACAAAAACUUGUAUCAUCUAUUGAAAGACGAUGGAGCGUAGUUGUGGGUACUGGUUGGCAAAAACCCACAAAUGAAGAAGAUAGGCCAAAAGUGCCAAAAAAUAAUACUACAACUACUAUACACAAUAAUACACCUACAGCACUAAAAAGUAUGACGAUUAUAUCUCGGCGAUGUUCUCAAGAACAUAAACCAGAAAAAAAUGAAGAAAAUAUGUUCGAUAAUAAUAGUAGCAAACAUAUUGACAAUAGCAGCAAAGAUUCAGAGCAACCUAAACGUAAUGAUCUUGAAAAUAUACAAAUACAAUACGAACAGAUUUUAAUGGAGACAGAAUCAUUGUCCUUGCAAAAAGGUGACAUAUUAAAUAGGGAACAAAAACUCCUACGACGUACGUGCAACGUAGAUUCACGCUCUCCAAGUGCCCGAAAAAUUGGUAGCAUACGACGUUGUAGAGAAACGGCUAUGUUAAAAAAAGGCGAACCCUUUAAUACAAAUAAUAAUGAAAGAGUUUCGAAUAGAAAUUCCCGAGUACACUUAAAGCGAUCUCGCAAAAGUUUUGGACAUAUUGAGCAUUUUCCUGAUACCCCAAAGAAAAACAUGGAAGAUAGAACCCAUGUUAGCAAUGUGGAGAUGUGGGUACCGGGAGAACACUUUUUUGGUAAAGUUUCGCUUGAUUGUAAUUUGGCGAAUGUCGAGAAAAAAGAUCAUUCAAGAGAAGAUGAUUUUGCCAACAUAUUUUCUUUUGACAGUUCUACAUUAUCUCCCAAAGUAAUAAAACAAAGAACCACUAAAGCAGCAUCGACAAGUAAAGUGCCAUUUGUCAGUCGUAUUAAAAUGUCUGGGACAAUUAAUGAGGACUGUGGUCGAGCAUCGAUUAAUCGACUAAGGACGGAUAAUGCUGGGAUGGUGAUUGCGAAAGCUAAACUUUUUGAUACAUUGGGAGCUUGUAAUGCUGAAACGAAAUAUGGAAUUAACUACAACAAAACGAGAUUGUCAACAGUUCCUGUAGUUUCGAUAUCCAAAACUAAAAAUAUUAAAAGUGUAAACAUGCUAGGUGAAUGCAACAAUUCAAUGAGUACUGUUACCAAAAAUCAUCGUGAAAAAAAUCGAAUCCUACAACGUGAAUUUUAA
Messenger RNA from Musca vetustissima, 2304 nucleotides. RefSeq lists its product as uncharacterized. NCBI's taxonomy places the organism in Eukaryota, Metazoa, Arthropoda, Insecta, Diptera, Muscidae. The coding region runs from base 1 to 2304 and encodes 767 amino acids. The record is from RefSeq and is a predicted model, not a curated record. The transcript has 5 exons. Gene Ontology annotation, biological process: signal transduction.